GAGGCUGCGUUUGAGCAUUCGUUUGAGGAGUCUUCGAAUUGGGACAGGCCUUGGCGUGGCGCUGUGACGUAACCGCCCUUAAAAUGCGUCCUUACAAGGAUGCAGCCCCUGAAUUGAGACACAGCUAAAGUGUUAAUUUUUUUUGACUGGCGUUAAUCGCUCCUCACUGUCAUAGACUGCUGUUAUAAUCGACCUCUGUAAACUGUACACAGUGCACAGCAUGUGUUGGUCAUAUUCCUGAACUGUCUGCACACAUUGUUGGACUUUUAUUGCAGUAGCAGAUUUCGAUGUGGGCAUCUUACCUGGGGCCACACGGAGCGGCACACCAAAAAUAAUAAUACUAAUACUAAUAAUAAUGAUAUAACAACACUUUAUUAAUGGACGCCUCCGCAGGUCCACAUCAACAAAAAACAAAACAAAAUAAAACACAAGACAAUGCAAUAACAAGACCGUAUAAAUACAUACAGGCGCAAGAGGGGAAAAAACGAUGUGUUUUUUUAUUCCUUAUUUGCACGUCAUGUCUUCUUUUUAUAAUGCCACCGAGGUUGAAAGUAACGAGCCUGUUUGUCAAUGUAAGGAGUAGAAAGUACAGAUAUUUGUGUUCAAAUGUAGGGAGUAAAAGUAAAAAGUCGUCAGAAAAAUAAUAAAGUAAAGUACAGAUUCCUGGAAAAUCUACUUAAGUACAGUUAGUAACGAAACAAAUACUUCGUUACUUCCCACAUCUGCUUUUCCUGCAAAGUGUAGCUACUUUCCACUGAAAAUAGUUGGUAACAUUUGCAUUUUGAGGAACUUCCGCAUAGUUUCCAGUAUGUGGAGAAUGAGGCCCUGGUUGUUACAGCUUGGAGCAGACUGAAACUUAACACGUCGCUCCAUUUCCGCCCUGAAAUGUACCGCUAAAGAGUCCUCCCCGUAUGAAGCCGAUACUUCCUCCAUCGCAAUGCGAAGCUGCCAGCUGCUGUCUUUACAUAAACUGGUGAAGUCUCUGGAUCCACGUUAUAAAGAAACUGGAUAUAUUUGCCAUUACCGUCAACAACAGGCCUUAUCUGCUCAGAAAAGCAUGCAGCUGUGUGUCAGUGCGGAAGAAGCUUCACGUGUAGGCGUGUUUAGUUUUUCUGAGUGAACAUUUACCGUAAAUCCACGGAACAGCUUGUGUUGUAACUGACAGCAUCCACGUUCAUUUUGACUCGGGGUUGUUGUGCAGUAGCAGCCUGAAAGCUCAGCAUACAGGUUAUAAGUAUGUCAGGGAUAACAGCCAGUACAACAAACUACCUCUGGUCUUUACAGGAUGUCCUUGGUCAGGGGGCGACUGCUAGUGUCUACAAGGCACGCAACAAGAGGUCAGGUGAGCUGGUGGCUGUCAAGGUGUUUAAUCUACUGAGUUACCACCGCCCCCAUGAGGUCCAGAUGCGAGAGUUUGAGAUGCUGAGGAAGCUCAACCACAGCAAUAUUGUCAGGUUGUACACUGUGGAGGAGCUGCCGUCUAAACAGAAGGUACUGGUGAUGGAAUAUUGCUCAGGAGGAAGUUUGCUCAGCCUGCUUGAGGAACCAGAAAAUGCUUUUGGCCUCCCUGAAACAGAGUUCCUCACUGUAUUGCAAUGUGUUGUGCAGGGAAUGAAUCACCUGAGGGAAAAUGGAGUGGUGCACCGGGACAUUAAACCAGGCAACAUCAUGAGGCAGGUUGGGGAAGAUGGCAAAUCUGUUUAUAAGCUGACUGACUUUGGAGCAGCAAGAGAACUGGAUGAUGAUGAGAAGUUUGUGUCAGUCUAUGGAACUGAAGAGUAUCUGCACCCAGACAUGUAUGAGCGUGCUGUGCUACGUAAGCCUCAUCAGAAGUCCUAUGGAGUGAGUGUCGACCUGUGGAGUAUUGGUGUGACAUUUUACCACGCAGCCACUGGGAGUCUCCCCUUUGCUCCGUAUGGAGGACCCCGCAGGAACAAGCCCACCAUGUACAAAAUAACUACAGAGAAACCUAUGGGGGCGAUCGCUGGAAUACAACGAGUCGAUAAUGGACCAAUAGAGUGGUGCUACCACCUACCUCACAGCUGCCAACUUUCACAGGGUCUGAGUGUACAGCUGGUUCCUGUGCUUGCAGGUAUACUUGAGGCUGAUCAGGAGAGGUGUUGGGGUUUUGACCAGUUCUUCAAAGCCACCACAGACAUACUGCAGCGGCAGCCGGUUCACCUCUUUGCACUGCAACAGGCCAUGGCACACUGUAUCUACAUACACCAUUACAGCACUGUGUCAGUCUUCUUUGAGGAGGUGGCGUCUCAGACUGGUAUAGGAGUACAGCAGCAACAUCUGUUGUAUCUGGGCCAUGACCUUCCUCUUGAGGGCAGCAUGAAGGUGGUCAACCUGCCGUGCACUUCACCUGACCAGCCCCUUAUUCUGCUCAGUGAUGGGCCUGAAGCAAACACCAGUCUGCCAUUCAGAGAACCCGAGACUCCUGUCAUCCCAUCCAAGUUUGACAUUGUAGCAGACUACAACUUCUCCAAGGUAAUAGUGGGAGUGGUCCACCAGUAUCUAAGGAUAGUACAGUUGCUGCACACACACCGAGAGCUGCUACUGCAGGGAUACUACAGCUACAUCAUGAGGCUGCGCAGGGAGUGUGGAGAGGCCAUGCAUAAUAUUGCGAUGAUCACCUUUAGACUGCAGUCCUGUCUCAGCAUAGAACACAGGAUUCAUGUGCUAGGACAGUAUGCUUCAGAAAAUCCAGGUUCACCUGAUAACAGCCACAAGCUGCAGCUGGUCCAUGAGCACCUGCCUAUAUACGCUGCCAGCAUCCAAGAGUUUCAGAACCGGCUGGAUCACCUGCAGAUAGAACAGGCCAAACUAGCUGAGAUCCUGGCCAACGACAAAAGCUGUCAGAAGAUAGAGAUGCUGCUCCAGAAAAUAACAGCAAUUCAUCAGCACUACCGUAAAGACAGACUGACUGGCAAGCUGGCAUAUAAUGAUGAGCAAAUCCACAAGUUUGAGAAAAUCCACCUGUCGUCCCACAUUAAGAGAGGGAAGUCGCUCUUCAGAGAAGACUGUGUGCAGAGAUACAAAGAGCUUUUGGCCUCAACAAGGACAUGGAGCAGUGUUUUACUGGAUAUGCAGACCAGACUGCAGGACUUCAGCUCUUUCUCCAGAGGCUUGUUGGCAGACUUGGAGAUGAACGAGCAGCGCCAGAAUAAAGUUCUGGACAGAAACCUGUUUGCUCUGCAGACCAACAGACCAGGACAACAGCCUGGAAUCAUGCCAAGGGACAAAGACCAGAUGGUCUCCAGGAUGCACCAUCUUAAGGAGGAAAUGGAGAUUUUGGUCAGAGAACUACAGUGUAACAACAGCAUUAUAGAGAGUCUGGGAACAGUGAACUCAGCAUCAGCAGCUCUGGAGCCGAGCUUGGCCAGACCCUCUACACUGUGACCAAAGUGCAGCGUCUUUGCAUCUUAAUACACGAACAAAUACACUCAUUCCGACAAACACCUCUUUUAUUAACUGCCACUCAUGAGCAGUUAUGGACGUUGUGCUGGAUCUUAUUUCAAGGAGUGAUUGCAGUCUGUUAUAUGAAAAGGAAGCGGCUGAAAACAAUCAAUCAAUAAAUUGUGAAUCUCAAUUUAGAGAUAAGAUGCACAGUACGGAGAAGGCGGAAAUGCUACUGAUGGAUUUUUAGUCAGUGUGAUUGUGUGUGUGUGUGCGUGGUUGACAACUGUGUACAGCAGUUCAAUACAAACCUCAUUAAUGCCUUUUAGUGUUAUUGUAUUUCUAAUGGUCUGCCACAGUGAUGGACUCUCAGGAUAAAGCCAAAUGAAUGCUAAGUCAGCUGCUGGAGUGUUUUUGUUUUGGCUGUUUCUUCUGUGUCCCACAGACGAAGCACUGCGGAAUCUGGAAAACCUCUAAAUUUAACACGACUAACUCUGUAUGUUAGUGUCUGCCUUUCUGUCUGUGUGCUUGUUGAAUAAAGGGAUUUUAGUCAUUUUCUGUUGAUCAUUCAAAUAGUUUCACAUGAUUUAAUUUCUUACUUCAGGCAUAUCGUUGUGCUUGAUUGCAUCAGUGACUUUCAGCAUCUCCAAGCACA
Messenger RNA from Scomber scombrus (Atlantic mackerel), 4057 nucleotides. It is a transcript of the gene ikbke, whose product is annotated as inhibitor of nuclear factor kappa B kinase subunit epsilon. Gene Ontology annotation, biological process: peptidyl-serine phosphorylation. The record is from RefSeq and is a predicted model, not a curated record. Gene Ontology annotation, molecular function: protein serine/threonine kinase activity; ATP binding. Gene Ontology annotation, cellular component: cytoplasm. The coding region runs from base 1237 to 3405 and encodes 722 amino acids. NCBI's taxonomy places the organism in Eukaryota, Metazoa, Chordata, Actinopteri, Scombriformes, Scombridae. The transcript is spliced from 21 exons.